Messenger RNA from Coregonus sp. 'balchen', 3867 nucleotides. The record is from the annotation of a GenBank genome assembly. NCBI's taxonomy places the organism in Eukaryota, Metazoa, Chordata, Actinopteri, Salmoniformes, Salmonidae.
GGGUGAGACCGGAAGUAAACAUCAUGUGACGUGGAAAAUCAGCUGAUCCAGCGUAGACAUCUUUAGUCACGACUACAACGGUUAAUUCAUACAUUCCUGGCUGUAUUUCACUGGUAUUUAAUUAAUUGAUUGAUACAUCGCACUAAAUAAUUUACAAUAUUGUAAAGCAGGUUGCAUUUAUUGUAUUGAAAUCACGGUGUUUAUCUUUUCUUCAAGGAAACAGAAGAUCCUAGACUGCUGCAACCAUGGCGCUCAGCGAUGCCGACGUUCAGAAGCAGGUACAUUGCAAUUACAGCCUUUUAACCUUCACCCGUCUAUCCAUCUGCUGCUCUAUUUAGGCCUUUUUUAAAUGUCCAAUUAUAAAUGAUUGCAACAGUAUAUUUGUAAGGAGCAGAAUUGUGAUUGUAUCAUGCCAAGGCUGUCAUUGAAAAAAAUCUGAAAUACUACUACUAAAAUACAAUCACAAUGUCUAGUAUGAUUAGGACGUUUAAUUGUUGAUAAAUUGAAUUUAGACAUCUAAUUGCAAAAUACAUUUACUCAGUGCUGUAUUUGUGAGGGAGAGAUGCAAUAUAUGGUCACAUGAUGGGAAAACCCAUGGUCAGCUGAGGAACUUGAGUGAUCCUAUGUCUGGGUGUCUUGUCUCACCAACCCUUCUCAUGCACUGUAUAUAAAGUAGAAUUGAUUAGGAGGCUUCAUACAUACAUUACAGUUCCCUCUGUGGUUUAUGGUUUAGAAACAUGUUUUGUUAGAUGAACAUUACAGGGACAAUUAUGAAACAGAAAUGUAAGCUAAACACCAGGCAGACAUUCCACACCACAUGGUGGAACCAAAAGACACAAGUUCAUUAAUGUACAGGGCAAUGAAGCUUCCUAAGUCUGCCUCUUGACUCUCUUCAGUGUAAAACAUGACUUGGAAAGCAUGCCUAAUGAGUCUUUUACUGUCAACUCCUCUCUAAUUCACACUGUUCUAUCCCCCUGUAUAGAUCAAACACAUGAUGGCCUUCAUUGAGCAGGAGGCCAAUGAGAAGGCAGAGGAAAUUGAUGCCAAGGUACAGUGCUCAUUCACAAGUGACUGGCAUAGUUCAGCACACAAAAAUCCAGUGUGUGUUUUCAGCACACACAACCUCAAAAGAUUUGCAUAGGCACAUUCAACUGAAAUGAGAAAGCAUGAUCACUCCUCUAAGACAUAAUGAGAAUUGACUAAAUGAAAGCAAGUAUUUUAGUUGUCCCCUUAACAAUUCUACUGGUUCAAUUCUUCUUAAAAUGUAUCCUCAGUAGUGAGGAAAUGACCCUACCAUCAUAAAGACAGGGCCUCCUCAUUGCAUACUCUGAGUGACAAGUGUCUCCCCCUGCAGGCGGAAGAGGAGUUCAACAUCGAGAAGGGCCGUCUGGUGCAGACCCAGAGGUUGAAGAUCAUGGAGUAUUACGAGAAGAAAGAGAAGCAGAUCGAGCAGCAGAAGAAAAUGUAAGUCACUCUUUUUCUUUGCAGCUCAGGAAGUGUUGCUGCUAGUCUCUCAGCUCCCUCAGAGACUUCUUCAAUCUCUUUUUUUUCUCUAAAGAGGAAUUUCCAUUUGUCUGACGCACAACUUCCUUUAAAUCUUUUAUAUUUGAAAUUUGAAGUCACAUCCAACAGCUCCUCCAUUGUAAGAAGCACAGUAUAUGUUACAUUAGCUAUAGCUUACACCUGCUUGGACUUGUGAUGUGGUCCUGUGCCACAGGCUCUUGUUUACUUGCCUCUCUUCCUCUACAGUCAAAUGUCUAACCUGAUGAACCAGGCUCGUCUUAAGGUGUUGAAGGCUCGCGACGACAUGAUUUCAGUAAGUGGCAUGAUGUUCUACUACAGCAACGCAUUCUAUGUAAAUAAUAGGCUAACCUCUCUCAAUGUGUGCACUCAGGAAAUGUUGAGCGAGGCGCGUCAACGGCUGGCCAACAUAGCCAAGGACCCAGCCAGGUACCCAGCACUGAUGGAUGGGCUGGUUCUGCAGGUGGGGCCUUUUCUUUCUACCAUUGUGUACAAUAAAGUUGGGGGUAUUCAAUACUAUAAUCGCGUUAAGUUAAAAUGGAAAUAAUAAAAUACUUGUCACUGACACGGGUUUAGUGUUUUAUUAGGAUUCCCAUUAGCUGUUGCUAAAGCAGCAGCUACUCUUCCUGGGUCCACACAAAACAUCAAACAUGACAUAAUACAGAACAUUAAUAGACAAGAACAGCUCAAGGAGAACUACAUACAUGUAAAAUAAGACCAAUAGAACCAAAAAAGGUCCUGUACUGACACAACGCUGAGAGAAACAGAGAACUAUUACUAUAGGACUACAUUCAUAAAUUACAUUUACAUUCAGUAGCGUCUAUCAGUUACACGCAUAUACAUAGGCCUACAAGUUAUUUAGGUCAAAGGCGUUGUAAGGUGUUUUUUUAUUUAAAGCAAAUGUUUUUCAUGUGUCUGUUGCUCUGCUGUUGAAUAUCAGGGUUUCUAUCAGCUUCUUGAGACCAAAGUGACCAUCCGCUGUCGUAAACAGGACUUGCAGGUGGUUCAGGUCAGAAUUAACUUUUUCACUCUAUCCUAACAGUUAAAUGUUGUUCAAGUGUAUUUCUUUGUAUGCUGGGUUGAUGCAUGAUUCAUAUGAUGUUUAUGUUGAAUUCCUAUUCAGGCGGCUAUCCAGAAGACCAUUCCCAUCUAUAAAGCAGCAGUGAAGAACAAUAUUGAGGUUCGCAUCGACCAGGACAACUUCCUGUCCCCAGAGAUGUAAGAGGACAAUCCCUUGUCUCAAUGUGAACCCAUUCAUUUCAGAUAGGUUUUACUUUGAAUUAGUAUUGAUUGAUUAACACGACGUCAUAUAAUUUUUUUUUUCUUCUUAUGUGGUCUUUCUAAGGUGUCAGUCAAGGGUUCAUGAGUUAAUUCAAAGAUGUUUGUGUGUCUCCUUCAGUUCUGGAGGUAUUGAGAUCUACAACGCUGAUGGGAAGAUCAAGGUGUCCAACACCCUAGAGAGCAGACUGGACCUCAUGGCUCAGCAGGUAAGGGCACAGGGACAGUCUCACAGGAACUAUAGUGGCACUAUGAACAGCUAGCACAUCUAGUUAAUGGACAGUUUGCCUAUAUAAACAACCAACAGUGUGAAUAUCCUCACAUAAAGCUAUCGGCUUAACACAAUUCUUCAGAUGUAUAAGCUGUGUGAAGUUUUGCACAUGAUUGUACUGCAAAUUCUCAGAUAUAGUUUGGCCCCUUACUCUGUGGUUUUUCAUGAGGUUCAGCUUGGCACUAAUCCAGUGUCUGUCUUUCUGCUCAGAUGAUGCCUGAGGUUCGAGUGGCUCUUUUUGGGCAGAACCAGAACCGCAAGUUUUUGGACUGAGUGUCGCCAUCCAUCAUCUUGAAGAGGAGUUAUUUAUUUUUGUUGUGUGAAAGUUACCAUUCCUGUGUCUGUGAGAAGAAUUCAAAAAAUGCUGUUAAAAAUCGAAAAGACACCGUUUGUCGUAUUGUUGUAUUUCUGUGCAUCUUGGGACAUUAUAAAAGUUGAACUUCAUUGCAGAUGUGAGUAGGAGGAGGUACUUUUGCACAGUGGUAAUGGAUCUGCUGCUCCCCCUGGGGAUCUUGGUUUACACACCGCGGUCAUCUUUAUUAUGAUUGGCUGGAAAGUAAUCAUUUCAGACUGAUUGGAUCAGACUGCAUCAGCUACAAUAGAGCCCAACAGAGGUUUCAUAAUACCUAUAAAACCUAGCGGUCAAACAAGGAGAUGGUUCCAAUCGGUUUUCCACCAUUCAUUUUUCCAAUAGGUGAUUUUAGAAACACUUAAAAUAAGGUGUGUGUUUUGUGUAGGCUUACCCUGGCGUGACGUUUUGAUAACCGUGUAAAUCUCUCUAGGACAAGGUCACUUUU